AUGGAUUUGGUGGUGGCACUGGUGCAAGUCAUGGAGGAUCUGGAGGCCAAGGAGGAAAAGGAUGGAUUUGGAGGAAGUAGUAGCGGAAGCUUAGGCGGUGGGCUCGGAGGCGGUGCAGGACUUGGCGGGGGAGGUGGUUUUGGGGGUGGCAAUGGAUUCGGUGCUGGUUCUGGUGGAAAAGGUUACGGAGGAAGUGGAAGUGGUCUAGGAGGAGGCCUUGGAGGUGGUUCCGGAAUAGGUGGGGGCCUUGGAGGUGGGCUCGGAGGUGGGCUUGGAGGCGGACUCGGAGGCGGCCUUGGAGGAGGCCUGGGUGGUGGAAUUGGUGGUGGCCAUAGCCUUGCCGGCAGCAACGGUGUCAGUGCUGGUGCUGGAACUCACAGUGGCUACUCGAAGGGUGGUGGUUGCGGCACCUGCGGUGGUUAUAGUAGCCAUGAACACAGCAGCGCUUUCGCAUCUGCCAGUGCUCACGCGUCCGCUUCUGCCAGCGCAAGCACAUACGGC
Iphiclides podalirius (scarce swallowtail) is the source of this 501-nucleotide messenger RNA. The record is from the annotation of a GenBank genome assembly. NCBI's taxonomy places the organism in Eukaryota, Metazoa, Arthropoda, Insecta, Lepidoptera, Papilionidae.